Triplophysa rosa is the source of this 2441-nucleotide messenger RNA. RefSeq lists its product as uncharacterized. The transcript has 10 exons. Gene Ontology annotation, molecular function: protein binding. The record is from RefSeq and is a predicted model, not a curated record. Bases 625 to 1428 code for a protein of 267 amino acids. NCBI's taxonomy places the organism in Eukaryota, Metazoa, Chordata, Actinopteri, Cypriniformes, Nemacheilidae.
AUCUCAGCAUGUACAACAGAGCAAAGAUACAGUAACUCUGACAGAUCUCAGUCCAGACACUGAGUAUGAGAUUAAAUAUACAGCAGUUGGCAAACUGAGCUACACCAUAGACAGUGAUGUCAUCCACAUCAGAGUCAUAGACAAGAAGCUCAUAAGUGCCGCAGAGUCUGUCUUAGAGAGUCUUACUUUGACUGAAAGAAAGUGCAGUGAACUUAUGGAUGACAGCAGAUCAAAAAUAUUCGGUGCAUUUAACAGAAAGAUUCAAGACAUGAUGAAACACUGUCAAACCUACAGACAAGACUUAAAUACCAGAAUUCAAUCCUUGAUCCAGUCAAUUCAAUCCUGUGAAAAAGACAUCUGUGAUUUGGCAGAUCUUCAACAAGCUCAUGAAGAAUCUCCAUUUAAAGCCACCAGUCUUACAGAGUAGAUCACUAAAAAGAAAAAGAAUUAAAUGUAGUUACUACAAUUCUUCAACAACUUCUGGACUCUGGAGCAGAGGAACACAAUAACUUGGAUACAAUUUUGUCAGAUAUUAAUGUGGAGAAUGUGUUGUGCUACACAUUCAGUUCUCUUGAGGAGCCAGAUGAGUUGCUUUUUGAUCAUGAAAAUUACCUAAAAUAUCAAAUGAUGAGGAGAGAUUUUGAGAAGAUGCCUGAUGCAGUGUCUCGGACAUGGCUCCAAGGAACAGUCCGAGAAAAAAUGAGAGAACAUUUAAAAAUAUUUAAAGACAUAAUGACUUCACGUGGCAGUCAGUCCACAAAGUUCUUGGUUUCUUCAAAAGACCACACGAUCCAUCCAGGUUCCUGCAUUCUCUUGAAUGAAAACGGAUCUGAUGAAGAUAUUUGCUUCACUCCUCCAUCAAAACCAGCCUGUCCAAUCAUUAUACAGGUCAGAGGUCACAGUGUAGUUCUUAAGAUGCCUUCAUCAUGUCCUGUUACAGUAGAGCUGAAGUUACUGUACAAAAUGAAGGAAGAGAGAGAAUGGAAAUCUCAAUAUGUGCACAAGAGACAAACAACCGUAACUCUGACAGAUCUCAGUCCAGACACUCAUUAUGAGAUUAAAUAUGAAGCAAUAGGAAGACUGAACUACACCCUAGACAGUAAUGUCAUCCAAGUUACUACAGUCAACACUGAAGAGGAGUGUAAAAGCAGCAACAGUGACAACAGUUUGCUGGAGUAUCAGACAGAGGAUGAGACACAGAUGAGAAAAUUGGCUGAAGUGAUAAUGAGAAUGGGGGAUAUACUUGACGCUGACGAUGUGGUAUUUGAAAAAAGUUUUCAGAAUCUUUUGGAGAGAAGCAGGAUUAGUUGGACUUCAUGUUUGCUGCUGGUUUUUCAACGGUGGAUGAAAUCAGGAUCUUCUGCUGAAAGCCCGGCUCCUGUGCCCACCCUGCCUCCACCCAUUGCCAUUGAGAGAGAGGAUCCGUGAACCACCAUUGCUGUGAAAAACACUGAUCCAUUGCAAUAUGCAGCCACUGAACUAUACAGUCAUCUUGACUGGAGACACACAUAAAUUUCACAGGGACUUUAUAGAUGCUCUAAACAGAGAGACUCUGUGUCUGAGGGAGGUUUCUACAGAACAAGAGAGUGAUUUUAUUCUGCACUUCCGUUUUGUUUCUGCUUUAAGUGACAGUCAUACUGAUGGACAAAAUUAUUCAAAGAGAACAGGUGAAUAACAUAGACAAGCCUGUUGUUCUUGUUGUUCUCCAUAAUACACUGGAUUCAAACUCUGUCCCAAACAGCAGUGAAUGUGUGAACAAUCCAGAUGUUUUUAUAGUGGACUGUAUUUUCUGUGAUUUUGAAGGACUACGUCAUUGCCAGAUAAACCGAAAUGCAGUUAUUGCAGUCUCACACUGGCUAAACACUAAGAUGAAAUCAUUAAGGACUGUGAGGCCGAAUGCCAAUGAGGAUGAACACAAGACUGUUGCUCCAUCCUCGAGUUAUAAAAAUCUAUUCUCUCUAGAGCUGAGCUCAAGUUUAACUUACAUAGUAUCACUGAACCUUUUUUCUUUGUAAAACUUCUCAUUGGUUGCAUUCUGUCUGGUUUGUUCUGGUGUUUCAACAAAUGUGCAUGUAUCUGAUUUUAGUAUUAAUGGUUGCCGAGGCUCUCUCCUACACUCUGUCCUGUCACUGCAUAUUUUAUUAAGAAUAAUCUUGAAUAUUUAGGGUUAAUGCAAAUUUGAUAACAAUAAUGUAAAUUGAAGUUUAUAAAACAUAUUUUACAAAAAAAUACUGCAUUAUUUGUGUGAAGCUAUUGAAGAAAAUUGUCUGCAAUAUUUGUUCUCAUUUUAUGUAUUUCUUUUAUGUAUUGAUAAAUGUUACUGCAUAUCUUGAAAUAUUCGCAUGACAAUUCAAAUAAUUCAAUCUACUAAUCAUGUGGUUUACAGUAUGUGAAGUGUAGAAUUUGUGUUUUGUCUUGAUAACAUAAAUUUGGUCAACAAU